Messenger RNA from Cicer arietinum (chickpea), 2439 nucleotides. The record is from RefSeq and is a predicted model, not a curated record. NCBI's taxonomy places the organism in Eukaryota, Viridiplantae, Streptophyta, Magnoliopsida, Fabales, Fabaceae.
UUAUAAACUUCACAUCUCUCUCUUUUAGCUCACUUCAAUAACAUUAUUCAAAAAUAAUUAAAAUAAAAAGAAAAAAAAAAAAAAAACUCUCUGCGUUUCGAUUUUUAAAGUUAGUUACGUUACUUGGGAAUGCUAACUGGUUUAAACGACAAUCUUCAUCCAAAGUUGAAAAGUCUGAAACGGCAAGUCGUUUUUCGAAUCUGAGAAUUUGGAGCAGUGAUAUAUGAAGGAGUUUGCUGUGAAUUUGAUUUCCUGAUUACAAAAUUAGGAUAAACUUUAUUUGGAAUUUUGUUGUACAGAAAUGUCAGGAUUUGAAGGGCAAUGUAGUAAUGAUGAAAUUAGGGAGAGGAGAUCGGAUGUUGAUUACUCGGAAGAUGAGAGGCGACAGUAUUCUAAAAUUGGAACACUCAAGAAGAAGGCAAUGAAUGCUUCUUCUAAAUUCACUCAUUCACUUAAGAAAAGAGGAAAACGGAAAAUUGAUUAUAGGGUUCCAUCGGUGUCGAUCGAGGAUGUGAGAGACGCACGAGAGGAGACUGCGGUUCUUGAAUUGCGCCAAAGACUUGUUGAGAGGGGAUCUUUGCCUCCCAGGCAUGAUGAUUAUCAUACAUUGCUGAGGUUUCUUAAAGCUAGGGAUUUUAAUAUUGAGAAGACAAUUCAAAUGUGGGAAGAAAUGCUUAUUUGGCGAAAGGAAUAUGGAACUGAUGCCAUUCUAGAGGAGUUUGAAUAUGAAGAGCUGGAAGAAGUAUUGCAGUAUUAUCCUCAAGGUUACCAUGGAGUCGAUAAGGAUGGUAGGCCAGUUUACAUUGAGAGGCUCGGGAAAGCUCAUCCAAGCCGCCUGAUGCGCAUCACCACAAUAGAUCGAUAUUUGAGAUAUCAUGUCCAGGAGUUCGAGAGGGCUCUGCAAGAGAAAUUUCCAGCAUGUUCCAUUGCAGCAAAGAGACAGCUUUUUUCAACAACAACGAUAUUGGAUGUACAGGGCUUGGGAAUGAAAAAUUUCUCGCGUACUGCGGCAAAUCUCUUGGCUUCCAUGACAAAAAUAGAUAGCUGUUACUAUCCUGAGACAUUACAUCAAAUGUAUGUUGUCAAUGCUGGUUCUGGCUUUAAGAAGAUGCUUUGGCCUGCCGCACAAAAGUUUCUUGAUCCCAAAACUAUUGCAAAGAUACAGAUUCUUGAUUCCAAGUCUCUAUAUAAACUACAGGAAGCCAUUCACUCUAGGCAGUUGCCAGACUUUCUGGGUGGUUCAUGUACAUGUCCUAGCGAAGGUGGAUGUCUCAGGUCUAACAAGGGUCCAUGGAAUGAUCCUGAUAUCAUGAAGCUGGUACGUAAUGCUGAGGCAACAUUUGUGAGGCAAAUCACCAGGUCGUCCAAUGAACAGCAUAACUUUGACUCCUUUCAGUUACACUCACUGAAGGAGCGUUGCAGUGACUCUUCAACAGCAGAAUCAGGGUCUGAUAUGAAUGAUUACUCUUCUCCUACCAGACAAAGGAGCUCUAGUUAUCCUCGUUUAGCGCCAGUUCGUGAAGAAGUCAGGGUACCGGAUGCCAAUGGCUACUACAGCUGUGAUGAUAGUGCUCUAUUAUCAGCUCAGAAUGUGAUCGAAAAUGGUCGACUUCACCUUACUCGAGAGCAGUCUUUGCAAACUAAUGAUAUGGAGAAUGCUGCAUGUAGGACAAAUUCAGAAGGUACUUCAGUCAGCAAUUUGUUCAUCAUUAUCAAGGAAAGAUUAGAGAAAACAAAUUUCUUAUAUGUACCACAAGUGCUGAUGUCCUUUGUCGAAAGACUCAUUGCGUUCAUCCGCUGUCUAAGAUUUGAAUUUUGGAGAACACCUUACAUGAUUCACCCAUCAAAUUCCAUGGAACGUGACAUUAAUAACCACUCAUCAGCUAUUGAAGCAACUCCUGAAAGAGAUUAUAUUCUUCCUUGCGAACAGCGUCUUCAGAGGUUAGAAAAAGUUUUUAACGAACUUAACAACAAACCUGAUGGCAUGCCUUUAGAGAAGGAGCACAUGCUUAUGGAUUCCUUGGAUAGAAUAAAGUCUGUUGAGUUUGAUCUUGAGAAGACAAAGAGGGUGCUACAUGCUGCAGUGACGAAGCAGCUUGAAAUUACUGAUUUGCUGGAGAACAUGCAGAAGUCGAAGUGUCGACAAAGAAGGUUAUUCUGUUGAAUCAUCAUUUUGAGUCGAGGGAGUUGCUAACUAGAGCAUACACUUACUACAGGCAUGGGGAUUUGGUAUAGUAUACACAAUUUACGUUGUUUUAUAAAUAUUAAUAAUAAUAAAUAAUAUAUAUAUAAUGUAAAUUUCCUCUUUAAAGUGUCCCCCCUCUUUUUUCAUAGUAAAUAAAUGACAAUUUGUAGUUUUUCAAUGUGUUCUGUUCAGUUUUAUACAGUGUAGAUAAUAGAAAAGCUUAUUGUGCUGAAAAUUUGAGAAAUUCAUGUGUA